AUGGCUGGUGGACAGGUGAAAUGUUUGUCUGUGAUUGGAUUCAGUCUUAUCUGCCUUAAAAUGGUUGCUUCAACAAAAACAGCUCCCAAAAUACCCACUAUCUAUCAGGCGUAUUCAAAACUCAGCAACAGUAUCACUGUGGAAUGGGCUACAGUGCCAGGGGCCACCGGUUACCUCCUCACGGCCAGAGACAGGAACGCUGUCAUUGAAACCGUGGUGGCCAGUUCCCCAGGCACUGUGACGGGCCUGAAGGCUGCAACCUUGUACCAAAUCACCAUCAGAUCCAUCAGUCCUGCUGGGAGAAGCCAGGCAUCGCCUCCAAAACAGGCAAAGACAGUGCUGGCUGCACCAAUUCUACAAGUAAGCUCUCCAAGUCCAGACUCUAUUCUUGUGCAGUGGGAAACCGUAUAUAUGGCAACUGGAUUUUCUGUGUCCAUUAUGCGAGCUAAUGGUUUGGGGAGAAUAUGGAAAGAAAAUACCACCAACACCUCCUUGACAUUCACCAGUUUAGACGCUGGGACUCUCUACACCAUAAAGGCCUAUGCGUGGAAUGCCAGCGGAACACCUGGGGAUGACUCCACCUGCAAUCAGAGAACAGGUCCUCGUGCUCCUGCCAACAUUCAAGUCUCUUUUGAUAGUGGUUCUCUGGAGGCAUAUGUUUCAUGGGCACCGACAGAAGGAGCUUUCAACUAUACCGUGAUGGCUUUGAGUGACUCUUCCAGGCUGAGCUGUAGUACGACUUUCAGUUCCUGCACCAUCUCCUCUCUCCAGUGUGGAACCGAGUACCUGAUAUCAGUUUUAGCAACUAAUGAUGCCGGAUCUAGCAGAUCAAUUUCAGCAGUGACCCUGAGAACUGUUGCUUGUGCACCUGGAAGGGUGACAAUCCAAGAAGAUCCCCCUGGCCACCUGUCUGUGGUUUGGUCCAGCGUGCAUCUGGGUGAUUACUAUGUGGCCUUUGUGAAGAAUGACGAUGGCUUGGAAGUACACUGCAACACCUCCCUCACCCAGUGCAAUUUCUUAUCUGAGUGUGGCUUCACUUACUUUAUUAGUGUUUUUGCCUAUAACAAGGCAGGACAGAGUCCUUUGGGCGAUGUGUUUAAUUAUACCACAGCCCCCUGUUGUCCUGGUGACAUCAACCCUGUGUUGGUGUCCAGUGACAGAGUAGAGAUCGUCUGGUCUCCUGUCCGUGGUGCAGAACUUUAUGAAACCAAGGCUGUAGAUGGGUUCAGCGUGGUUGAAUGCAAUGACACUGUUCCGGCUUGCACCCUUUCUGCUCUAGAGUGUGACACCAAGUACAACAUCACGGUGUAUUCCUUCAGUGAAGUCCGGGGCAGCAAUACAUCGUGUACUUCCCGAUUUAUAACCACAGCUCCUUGCAGUCCUGAAAUCAAAAAUGUUUCGAAGGAUGCCUUUUCCAUGAUUAACGUGUACUGGCGAUCCACUAAUGAUGAGGCCACUUACACGGUGACUGCCCAGGGAGAGAAAGGGCUGCACCGGUGCAGCAGCACGGGAGAGUCCUGCACCUUGUGGGGCUUGCCCUGCGGCUCAGUGUUCUCCGUCACCGCUGUGGCUGAAACACCAGCAGGACGGAGCCUGCCCAGCUACAGUGUGCCCUUAGAAACGGUGCCGUGCUGCCCAGCCAGUCUGACAGUAACUCAGGUCACACAAUCGGUAAUCAACGUGAGCUGGACUGUUGGGACCGGCGCCCAAACCUAUGUGACAGCUCUGGAGUCACACACUGGACAGUCUAAGUGUCACACCCGUCAAAACCACUGCCUCCUGGGAUGCGUCACAUGCGGCAUCAAUUACGCAGUGGCAUUAAAAGCAAUUAGUGCCACUGGGUUGACUGCGGACUGUGGCUACCAAAGUUAUUCCUCGAGUUCCUGCUGCCCUUUGGGGGUGAAAUUAUAUAGGCUGGUCCCUAAUGGUAUCCGGAUCUACUGGCAGGCCUCCAGGGGCUCUGCCAAUUACAGCACUGACCUCUAUGGUUCCAAAGGCAUUUUCACGUGUGCCCCAAGCGCUGGCCUCAGUUUCUGUGAUAUCACCGAGAUACCCUGCGGGGAUGUAUAUACCGUGAUGGUCUCCCCCGUUGCUGAGACAGGACUGAAGCUUACUUUCUGUCCAAAAAAAAUAUAUUCAGUAACCUGUUCUGGAAAUACACUUGGAAUGGUGAUUUACAGAGGGAAGAGAAAUGCGACAUACUAUGGACUUCAGCACACCCACUUCAUAAGCAUUUCAUCGACCCCAGCACUUGCCGUGUGGCCCUCUAGCCAUUCAAGGGUUGGACACGUCCACCCUCAGAGAAGUCGAAAUCAAGCCACCACACAUAGACAGCGCUCACCCAAGACGAACCUCCACCAGGACUUUGGCCAAGAUGGUAUUAGCUCACAACCCGUCGGUACGCUUUCGCUUUCUGACGUCCCAGGACGUCGAAAUUCGGUUGACAGCCUCCCGCUAGAGGGCGCGCAACUGCCCACGGAGAUUCCACCCGCACUGCGCAGCCUCAGUCCAGGGGUGGGCGGGAAUCUCCUUACGGACGCCCGUGACGUCACCGGAGGGCGCGGCCCGUGGGUGUGGGCGGGGCCUUCCCCUCAGCGACGGGCGGGGCCCGGCCGAACCCCCUCUAACAGCUGA
Molecule: messenger RNA, 2634 nt
Organism: Globicephala melas (long-finned pilot whale)
Lineage: Eukaryota; Metazoa; Chordata; Mammalia; Artiodactyla; Delphinidae
Gene: FNDC7
Product: fibronectin type III domain containing 7
Molecular function (GO): protein binding
Source: RefSeq, a predicted model, not a curated record